Molecule: messenger RNA, 546 nt
Organism: Camelina sativa (false flax)
Lineage: Eukaryota; Viridiplantae; Streptophyta; Magnoliopsida; Brassicales; Brassicaceae
Source: RefSeq, a predicted model, not a curated record
AUGGCUGCUGAAUCUAUCACUGUGUCCGACAACCCUACUCUCCUCAGCGUCAAUAUGACGAAUGUCACUCGCCUCACCACGACGAACUUUCUCAUGUGGAGCCGACAGGUUCAUGCCUUGCUCAAUGGUUAUGCGCUUGCUGGAUACCUUGAUGGAUCCAGCAUUCCACCAUCUCUCACCAUCACUUCUGAUGUUGGUGUUGUUUCACCCAACCCUGCCUUCCUCCUAUGGCAACGUCAAGAUCAACUCAUUUACAGUGCUCUCUUGGGUGCCAUCUCUGUCUCGAUUCAGCCUAUCCUUUCCACGACGGAAACCUCUGCUCAGAUCUGGAAGAAACUCUCGCUCACCUACGCAAAUCCCAGCCGUGGUCAUGUCCAGCAACUGCGUCAACAAGUUCGCCAAUGGAAGAAAGGCACCAAAACCAUCGAUGAGUUUGUUCAGGGUCUUGUGACUCGUUUUGAUCAAUUGGCGCUUCUUGGCAAGCCCAUUGAUAUUGAAGAUCAAGUCGAUUACCUUGUUGAUGGUCUCUCUGAAGACUACAAGUAG